Spinacia oleracea (spinach) is the source of this 543-nucleotide messenger RNA. Its product is annotated as dirigent protein 22-like. The transcript has a single exon. The record is from RefSeq and is a predicted model, not a curated record. Lineage: Eukaryota; Viridiplantae; Streptophyta; Magnoliopsida; Caryophyllales; Amaranthaceae. Bases 1 to 543 code for a protein of 180 amino acids.
AUGAAUUUGUUAGUAUUUACAACUUUUAGUCGGGCUGAUUGGCCCGAAACUUCAACUUGGGCCAAAACAGAACGUUAUGGCCAUGAACACAAAACUGUCCUACAAUUCUACUUCCAUGAGAUUUCUAUUGGGGAAUCCUCCACCAUUGCAUUGAUCGCCCAAGCCAAACCCGCUGACCCGAACGAUGUAUUCCCUUUCGGCAACUUGUACAUGGCCGACGAGUUUCUAACUGUCGGCCCGAAAGCAAACUCAACGCUCAUCGGCCGGGCCCAAAGUUUCUCCGGGUCAUCAGCUUCUCAAGAAGGUGUGAACUCUUUUAUGGGCCUGUGUUAUAGCUUUGUUAACGGGGUCCAUAAUGGGAGCUCGUUUAACAUUUUGGGCCGAAACUCGAUCUUGAAUCCGAUUAGGGAGUUACCGUUUGUUGGUGGUACGCGUAUUUUUAGAAUGGCCCGUGGUUAUGCAAUGGCCCAACAAUCCCACUUGCAUGGAUCUGGUCCACGCUAUAAUUACCGUGGACCAGGGUAUUUUUGUAAAUUAAUGUGA